AUGAUAUUGUAUCGAUACAGUAGGAGACAGGUGCAUUUUGUUUCGAUUGUAGGGGGGGACGUAAAAAAUCGACCCAAAUAGGAGGGGGAAUUUGGAUUUCGAA
Molecule: messenger RNA, 103 nt
Organism: Chondrus crispus (carragheen)
Lineage: Eukaryota; Rhodophyta; Florideophyceae; Gigartinales; Gigartinaceae
Exons: 2
Coding region: 1-81 (26 amino acids)
Source: RefSeq, a predicted model, not a curated record